Molecule: messenger RNA, 1458 nt
Organism: Micropterus salmoides (largemouth bass)
Lineage: Eukaryota; Metazoa; Chordata; Actinopteri; Centrarchiformes; Centrarchidae
Product: NMDA receptor synaptonuclear signaling and neuronal migration factor-like
Exons: 2
Coding region: 1-978 (325 amino acids)
Biological process (GO): positive regulation of neuron migration; regulation of neuronal synaptic plasticity
Cellular component (GO): cytoplasm; nucleus
Source: RefSeq, a predicted model, not a curated record
AUGCUAGCCCAUCUUCUGUGUGAAACCUUGGUGGGUCCCGACCCGGAAUCGUCGAGUGACACGAUUGGCCCAAACAACAACAACCAUCCCUGCUCCAACGUCACCAAGAGCUGCAAGGACAACCGAGAGCCCGGCUUGGUGAAACCCCCGCUGAGAGCAGUCCAGCCACCUCCCCCUUCCAUCACCAUCUAUACCAAGCCAACGCGGCUUUCCCUUGAGCGUAGCUUCUCAGCGGAGGAAGACCAGCAGAAGUGUGUAGAGUGCACCCUGCAGCCUGCCCGCGUGUACACCAUCACAACCCAGCGCGGUAUGCUGAUGAGCAGCGGCCGGGGCAGCAAGGAGAGCCUAGAACUGGACGUCCUGAAGGAGAAGUCGGGGAGUGGCGGGGUGGGAUCCAGAGGUGGCUUGAUCCAGCCCUCAACUUCCCCUUCCUCCGCCUCAUCGUCUCCAACCCAGUACCACCAUGCCAGUAGCGGCCGUGGUGUCAGCCAUCACCACCGUGGUAACCAUCCCCACGGGAACCAUCACCACCACACCAUCGCGGGCACCAACGCGCCCUCCAGCAGUGGAGGAAGUGGCGGGGCAAGUGGAAGUAGCAGUAGCAACCAGCAACAGUCUCUGAACGUCGCUGGAUCCCACUCCCAUGUAUCACACCACCACAGCCACCACCAUCACCUGUCUCAGCCCCCGCUGCAGACCUCCGUCAGCGCCCACAACAUCCGCAGCUGGGGCGAGGGUGGAAAAGGGGAGGCAGAGUGCAGCGGGCUGGCAUGUGACUCAUGCAGCGGAGCCCCCUCCCGGAGCCAGGGCUCCCUGGACCUGGAAAGCGCAUCCCGAGAGGCAGGCAAGCAGCACCGACGCCUAGAGCGGAUGUGGAGUGUGGACCGGAUGACUGGGCUGGAGAGAGAGGACACUAACUGGUUCCCCAAGGAAAAUAUGUUCAGCUUUCAAACUGCCACAACAACCAUGCAGGCGUGAGUCCAACCUUCAAGCUCACAUAAAUCUUACAUGUACACAAAUGCACAUACAUAAACACGUAGUCACGUUUAUUGUGUAUCCUCUGUCUGAAUGGUCAGGCUUGUUUUAAGCUAUUAACUACAAACUAAGAUAAACCUUAAUAAGAUAAACCUGCUGAGCCCCAGCAUGCUAUAGAUUUUUUGAUUGAUUUCCUACCUUCCAGGCUGCGAUGGAUUUUUAUUUCAGUAAGCUAUAAAAAUCAACUUACAGACCAUUAAAGGCCGCUCAAGGAGAUCAAUCUUUCAUAGUGAAUAUUUUGUCAAUCCUUUUUAUUUUUUGGCUUAAAGUUAAAUAAUUGAUGCAUGGUAAAGCAGUGGAAAGCAGGACAUGUUUUGAAAGAUCUCCUUGUUGGUACUUUUCAAGGACCAUUUGACAUCUGAGAUUUAACUGCUGAUUGUUAGGGUUAGGGGUAGGAAUAGGGUUAUCAGGCUGAUUCUCAUU